This is a messenger RNA of Paracoccidioides brasiliensis Pb18, 633 nucleotides long. Its product is annotated as peptidyl-prolyl cis-trans isomerase B. Bases 1 to 633 code for a protein of 210 amino acids. The record is from RefSeq and is a predicted model, not a curated record. Gene Ontology annotation, biological process: protein folding; protein peptidyl-prolyl isomerization. The transcript has 7 exons. Gene Ontology annotation, cellular component: fungal-type vacuole; endoplasmic reticulum. Gene Ontology annotation, molecular function: peptidyl-prolyl cis-trans isomerase activity.
AUGGCACCCUUAAAACGUAUCCUCGCCUUCACCUCUGCCGUCAUUGCAGGCGGAUUUCUCUUCCUUGGUCAGAGUGCGGAAGCCAGGGGCCCCAAGAUCACCAACAAGGUUUACUUUGACAUCACUCAUGGAGACAAACCUCUUGGGCGUAUUGUAAUGGGCCUUUAUGGAAAGUCAGUCCCUAAGACCGCAGAAAAUUUCCGGGCAUUGGCUACUGGCGAGAAGGGUUUCGGUUAUGAAGGCUCGACGUUCCAUCGAGUCAUCAAGGACUUCAUGAUUCAGGGUGGUGACUUUACUAAUGGCGACGGAACCGGCGGAAGAUCUAUCUAUGGAGAGAAGUUUGCUGAUGAAAGCUUCAAGCUGCGACACACAAAGAAAGGCAUUCUGAGUAUGGCCAACGCCGGACCAGACACCAAUGGUUCGCAAUUCUUCAUCACCACGGAAAUCACCAGGUGGCUCGAUAACCGCCACGUUGUCUUCGGCGAAGUCCUCGAGGGCUACGAAGUUGUCGAUAAGAUCCAAAAUGUGGAAAAGGGUCACGGCGACAAACCAAAGGAGCCUAUCAAAAUCUCCAAGAGCGGCGAACUAGCCAUGGAGCCAGAGGAAGGUGACGGUAAACACAGCGAGCUCUAG